Messenger RNA from Pseudophryne corroboree (corroboree frog), 919 nucleotides. It is a transcript of the gene NPY, whose product is annotated as neuropeptide Y. Bases 141 to 434 code for a protein of 97 amino acids. Gene Ontology annotation, molecular function: neuropeptide hormone activity; neuropeptide Y receptor binding. Lineage: Eukaryota; Metazoa; Chordata; Amphibia; Anura; Myobatrachidae. The transcript has 4 exons. The record is from RefSeq and is a predicted model, not a curated record. Gene Ontology annotation, cellular component: extracellular region. Gene Ontology annotation, biological process: feeding behavior; neuropeptide signaling pathway.
UGGCAGAGAGCUCACACAAGCAGGGGAUCAGGGAGAACAAGUAAAAGCAGACUAAUUACAGAGCAGAAUUACUAAGACAACGGGAAGAAAGAGGGGAGAAGAGAAAAGAUAGUGUACAGAAACUCCAAUCCACAGACAAUAUGCAGGGAAGUAUGAGGUUGUGGAUGUCAGUGCUGACUAUAUGUCUAUCCUUGCUGAUCUGCUUGGGGACAUUUGCAGAGGCUUAUCCAUCAAAACCAGAUAACCCGGGAGAGGAUGCACCGGCAGAGGAUAUGGCCAAAUAUUACUCAGCACUGAGGCAUUAUAUAAACCUCAUAACACGGCAAAGAUAUGGAAAGAGAUCAAAUCCUGAAGCAAUGCUUUCAGAUCUUUGGUGGAGAGAAAGCACGGAAAACAUUCCCCGAUCUAGGUUUGAAGACCCCCCCAUGUGGUGAUGUAAAUGGAAACCCAUCUUGAGUCUUUUUCAAAGUUUUUGAUCAAUCGCUCAUUGCUAUAUGACAAAUCAGACUUUUAUCGACCCUCCAAAAACACCACCAAUGCAUGCAGACGUUUGCUGAAUUCUGUAGAAUUGUUUUAUUCUUCCACUGCAUUUGUUUGUAUAAAGACAUUUAAUGUUGAAAUAAAUAACUUGUGCUUAGAAAGUGCAACAAAGAUGUGAAAUUAUACAUAUCGGUUAUUUGCAGCUGCAGAAAAUAUACCAGUCAGGGGAAACGUGCAAUUUAGUGUAGCACUUCUGGCAGUGAAAAGGUUAACAAAUCUGUGUUAAAAUCUCAUUCAUUUCAAUCCACUUAUGUUACGUCAAUGACCGGAUUUCUUCCAUCAUCUGUACCUUUUCUUGUGGAAAAAGUAAGAUAUUGUAUGUUGGUAAUUAUGUAAAUCAAUUUAGCAGAAUAAAAACCUUUAAAAACCUUUUCAAAAA